AUGCCGGUCCAAGACCGCACCAACGAGUUCCGGACCUGCGUUGAGUCCAUCCGGUCCCGCUCCUCCUUUCCCUCGAGAGGAGCGGAGCAGAAGCAGCGGUUGCUGCAGCAGAGCAAGGCGGGAAGCAGAAAGUCGGAGUUCACGAGGAUGGCUUCAGCCAUUGGGAAAGACAUCAACAGCACGACGUUGAAACUGGGGAAACUGGCCCAGCUGGCGAAGCGUAAAACUUUGUUUGAUGACAGACCAGUGGAGAUCAGCGAACUCACUUACAUCAUCAAACAAGACAUUGCCGGUAUCAACAAGCAAAUUGCUCAACUACAGGCCUACGUGAAGGAGCGCAAAGCUCAGGGCUCCAAGUCUCCGGAGGGCAAACAACUUGAGGAGCACAACCACAAUGUCGUCAUGUUGCUGCAAAGCAAGCUUGCGGACACCAGCAUGACUUUCAAGGACGUCCUUGAGAUUCGAACGCAGAAUAUGAAAGAGUCCAAGGACAGAACAGAACAGUUCAUGCAUUCCACGUCUGCCGCAGCCAACCAAGCCCCAACUAGCUCGCUUCUAUACGGCAACUCCCAACGCCAAGACCCUAUGGGCGACGGGAGCAGCUUUGCUGCGCCACGUUUCGACGCCAAGGGCAAGGGUCGCGCUACUCCGCAGAACGGGGACAUCCUUGCUCUUGAUCUCGAUGCGGCAGAGGAGGGGACCGGCGCCCAGAACGGCGACGCGUUCAUGCAGAUGCAACUUGUGGAGCAACAGGACAGCUACAUUCAGACGCGGUCUAAUGCGAUCGAAUCCAUUGAGUCGACUAUUGCGGAGCUCGGCCAGAUCUUCACACAGUUGGCCCAAAUGGUCGCCGAACAGCGAGAAACCGUUCAGCGGAUUGACGCAGACACCGUUGAUAUUGCGUCCAAUGUCAGCGGUGCCCAGCGCGAGCUCCUCAAGUACUACGCGAGCAUUUCUAGUAACCGAUGGCUCAUGCUGAAGGUGUUCGGUGUCCUCAUUGUCUUUUUCCUGGUCUUCAUCUUGGUCUCAUGA
This is a messenger RNA of Epithele typhae, 1032 nucleotides long. Its product is annotated as t-SNARE. Gene Ontology annotation, cellular component: Golgi membrane; endomembrane system; SNARE complex. Lineage: Eukaryota; Fungi; Basidiomycota; Agaricomycetes; Polyporales; Epitheliaceae. The transcript has 7 exons. The record is from RefSeq and is a predicted model, not a curated record. Gene Ontology annotation, molecular function: SNARE binding; SNAP receptor activity. Gene Ontology annotation, biological process: vesicle fusion; intracellular protein transport; endoplasmic reticulum to Golgi vesicle-mediated transport. The coding region runs from base 1 to 1032 and encodes 343 amino acids.